AUGGAGUCACCUUCCACUAGCAGAAUGGACGACACAGUUUCCACUACGAAAACAGAUGGUUUCAGGAUUUCCUUGGAGCUUAUAAUGUUGCCUCUAACUCCUCCUCUAGACUUGUUCGACACCCCACCUACAAACUUUUGCGAUGAAUUUGCCCAUCUGCAGUAUUUCUUCGUCCCGCAGCAGGUACCAGAGCCACGUGUGGCCAUUAUUGGAGUUGGCUAUAUUGGAGCUCAGCUCGUGAAAGCUUUCUCCAGACAUUAUAUUGUCAUUGCAUUUGAUCUGAGCGAAAGCAGAUUACAAGAGGUCUGUCAGGAAUUGAGAGGCUUGCAGAUCACAUAUACAGUCGAUCCUGCACACUACGGUACAAAACUGGUUUACAGUAGCCAUAUUUAUCUAAAGUAG
This is a messenger RNA of Plenodomus lingam JN3, 402 nucleotides long. The record is from RefSeq and is a predicted model, not a curated record. NCBI's taxonomy places the organism in Eukaryota, Fungi, Ascomycota, Dothideomycetes, Pleosporales, Leptosphaeriaceae.